GAGAGUCGUGAGAGCUACUCAGGAGCGUGAUUCAUCCGUUAAUAGGGCUGUUAUUGAUUCCGGACGGUAAAGCAUCAAAAAAUAUUUUACCCAAGACAAUCAUGACUGUUUUGCGUCUAGCACAAUCACGUGUCGACAGAAAAGCCUUCGUUGUUCCCGCACUUUACUAAACCGAGAAUCGAGAUGUAAGCGCGCGGAGAUGGUGCGAGCUCACAGACCCAGCUGCAACAUUAGAGGCGGGCACAUGUUUAUUUUACAUUCAGUCGAAUUCGUCGUUUGCUUUUGACUGUGUGAACUAGCUCCGUGUUAUUUAAAUUUUAAAAAAUCUUCUUUGGGGGGGAAAGAGAUCAUGAGUUUGGACCAGGGUGGAUAUGAUGCGGUUUGCCACGCGGACAACGGAGCAGGAGGCGUCCUUAGCAGCGGCGGUAUCAGCGUUCCUCAGCGGCAGCCCAUUCACAGGGACGUUCGCUACUACCAGCAGCACUCGCGUCACCAUGGAACCUCCAUGGAGAAACAACCGCCGCGCAACGAGCCAGCGGACCUGGUCCGACGUGCGCUCGACUUCAAGACUCAAGCCACGCAAUGCUACAAAGAUAAGAAAUACCGGGAAGCUAUCGGGAAGUACCACCGCGCUUUGCUGGAGAUGAAAGGGUUGUGUCGAGUUCUCGGUGAUCCUGACACAGGCUCGAAGUCACCCUCCUCCGUGCUGUCCACGAUAAGCAAGGCGUCUUUGACAGACGAGCAGAAAGGGGCUGUGGAGAACGCGGAACUUGAGUGUUACAACAGUUUAGCGGCCUGUCUCCUGCAGAUGGAGUUGGUGAACUAUGAGCGGGUGAAGGAGUACUGUUUGAAGGUGCUGCGGAAAGAGGGCGAGAACUUUAAAGCGCUUUAUCGCUCUGGAGUUGCCUACUAUCACCUGGGCGAAUUCAACAAGGCGCUGUAUUACCUGAAGGAGUCGCACAAACAAGAACCUUCAGACACCAACGUGAUUCGCUACAUCCAGCUGACGGAGAUGAAGAUACGUCGCAGCACUCCGAAAGAGAAGAAGGAGGACUUGUAAACAAAGAAGAAAUCAACAAACAAACAACAACAACAACUACAACUAAAAAAAAAAAAUGACAGGGGCCACACCUGUAAUGCUGCCAUCCCUACACUGUGUUCUGUCACUUUCCAACUCAUUCAGCGCUGCCCUGCCACUCCCACAGCUGACCACCCCGUCCUGCAUGCACUCCUGCACACACACACACACACACACACACACACACACACACACACACACACACACACACUCUCCUGCACACACCUCCAGCAGGACAGAGAGCACAGCUGCAACUGAGCGCCUUCCACGCUAACACACCCGUACUAACACACCCGUGCUAACACAGGCAGAUCUCACGUAAUGACUUUUACGAGGGAUCGGUAGGUUCUGAGCACGAACCAUGCUAACAGGCGGACCUCACAUAAUGAUUUUUAUGAGACAUUGGAGGUUUUUUUAGGAGGUUAAAAUGGCCGAUGUGAGACUAGCGAACUACUCAUGGCCGAUGUGAGACUAGCGAGCUACUUAACAAAGGUGUUGCCUGCGCUUUUCCUGCUGGGCUUCAGGGGAGGUCAGUGAAUUGUGAAGUGGGCAGCAAUCGGUCAUAACAGGAAAUGCAUAUGUUUCCUAUUAUUUCCACCUCACUCUCUCUUGUCUCUCCUGACUGCAGGCUGCCAUGUUUGCUUUGGUUAUGUGCACAACUCCUAUUUUUACCCUUAUUCACUUUUUUCCCACACAAACACAUACACACCCACACGACCAUAACCGUCCCCAUACUAGGCAAAAGAGCAAGCGUUCUUUGUGUCGUAUCAAUCUAUAGCCUAUAUGUUAAUAGUUUUUUUUUAUGAUGGUUGAGCAAUGCCGCCAUGCCAGCUUUGCCCCCUCCUGUUAAUGUCACAGCAAUGAGCGUGCAAAGCAUGACUAGGCUCAUCAGUGUGGAAGAGCACGAGUUAUCACUGCCAGCUCAUACGGUGCCACUCGGGCUGGUGCCAGGCCAACGCUCGCGCCAGCACAGAAGGUGUGCCGAGGCCAUCACUGUAGUUACUCGUCAUAGAGGACUCGAGGACAUGCACUAACACCAUCAGUGUGUGAGAGCAUGAAUGAAGCAUCCAAUGAAUGAAUGAUUGGAUGGGUGGAUGAAUGAGUGGAUGGAUGAAUAGAUAUGCCUGACAUUCCACAACUAAAGGUGUUGUGUGUUGAUGAUAACACUGUUGUGUGUUGAUGAUAACACUGUGCUUCACAAGGUCCAGAGUUUACUAGAGAGGGAGCACUACUAUGAAAAUGUCUAAUUGAAUCUGUAGAGCCAAAGUGUUGUGGUGGUGAAGGAGAACUUGCCCUCUGUGUUUUUACAGUAGCUUUAGAUAAUACUGUCAUCUGAUGCUAUUGCUGUACACUGAAUUUUACUGUUUUUUCUGUUUUGUCCUAACAGCAAACUUUCCACUCGCACCACUCAUUCAAAAGGAGUUCAAUUGAAAGGCAUAUCUGCCGUAUAACUAUGUACAAAAUGCACUCAAGUGUCAGAGCAUACAGUAUCUUGGAAGAUUAAGUUUCACUAUGAUGUUUUUUUUUAAUGUUUGGUAUGUCCAGAUAUUUUUAGUUAGGGUGGUCUAACCAAGUUACCACCAAUGGGCUAAGUUGUGUUCCAAUGGCUCUCUCCACUGGUGCACAUUCAUGCGUUUCUACCCUUUAAACAUAACGCCUGUCUGUUGUGGGCAGCCUGGCCUGAGGUGCGUUCAAAUUUGGCAAGCGUUCGCGGUGAUCAUGUUUUCUUUGAACAGUUAAAUUAGAACAUUCCAUUCUAACGGUAAUUGCAUUGUUGCCUUCGUCAAACUCACGUCCAGUUCCACUGUAUUUUCACGGGGGAACUACCUCCUCAGACUGUUUGCGAUUGUUCGCAAACGUUCACCGAAAACUCAAGGCUAACGGAAAACUGUUUGCAAACGUACGCAAACGUUCACCUAUGUUUGUGAAUUUGAACGCACCUUUGGUCUGCUCCUUCAUUACUGAUCCUAUAAGGCCACUUAUACGUACUGUAUGCUGAUGAGUUUCACCUCGUGCAUCUGCGAGGGGCUGCUAGGGUCCAAGUGACGGUGAUGAACGUUGUCAUCAGAAGGUUGACGGGAUGUGCGGACGCCUGGGCAGAACCCUCCAGGUUCUUUUUGUCACAUUCCGAGCCCACGAUUCCACAUGACAGCAGCUUGUCAUGGCUUUAUGGCUUUAGUUAGGAGAGAGAAAAAGUCUGCACACCAAACAAUCGUGAUUUACCAUUAUAAAAAAUUGACAAGCAUUUUCUGGUGUGGGCGGACUUUCUCUCUCCUAACUUAUGCUUAUCUGUCCAGCACCCAGUUUUUUUUAUAGUUUUUGGAUGUGCGUGCGGUAGCCUACUCUUCUUUAUGGCUUCAGUUGCCACAGCUGGCGCAGAGCUGGCCCUGUGCUGGCCCACUUCCUGGUCAAGGUCAGCCUCCGUCAGGGGUGGCCUGCAGGGGUAGCGGGUGGGGGUCUGGAGUAGAAUUAGUCACUGUGUUAUUUAUGUACACCCUCAAUGUGCAGCAGCAGCAGCAGCAGCAGCAACCUCUGGGGCUUUAGUCUGUGAUAACGCCACUGUGCAGGAACAUGUUGCUAUGGUUUUACUACACUUUGUUCACUGUGCUGAAAGAUGUUGCUGUGGUAUUACUAAACUUUGUCCACUGCAUAAACAUGUUGCUAGGGUGUUACUACACUUUGUCCACUGUGCAUAAACAUGUUGCUAGGGUGUUACUACACUUUGCUGCAGUGCAUAAACAUGUUGCUAUGGUACUACUACACUUUGCCGCAGUGCAUAAACAUGUUGUUAUGGUACUACUACACUUUGCCGCAGUGCAUAAACAUGUUGCUGUGGUACUACUACAAUAAGUCCACAGUGCAUAAACAUGUUGCUGUGGUACUACUACAAUUAGUCCACAGUGCAUAAACAUGUUGCUGUGGUACUACUACAAUUAGUCCACAGUGCAUAAACAUUUUGCUAUGGUGUUACUACACUUUGCCGCAGUGCUUUGCUACAAAUCGCUGGUGGUGAAGGAAGGCCAGAUUCACUAGAUCCACCUCUGUGGUAAUAGAUGUGUGUUGUAUUGUAUGCAUUACUGGCUUUGAGUCCAUAGGCUACUUGGAGCAUACCCCCAGACCUCACACAAACCCUAAACGCCUGUUUAAGGAAGAAUAAGGCAUUAUUCACUCAGCAGAAAGCAGAAGACUGAAAACCAGAUGGCGCUACUGUGGCAAGAUGGAGGUUGGUGCGGUGUGUUAGGAAGGCUGAUGGCACAUGGGGGGCCCUCCGCCAUUAAACCUUAUGGUGCACAUAGUAAAAACAUGUGUUGUCCUGUUCUGCAGUGGGCCAUGCUGUACAGAACCUGUUCACUGGAUGUGGUAUUUUUGGAAUGCUUCUGCUGACUCUUUCGUUGGGAGUGAGCCCAACUCCACACAGCAUCACCAUCAUCACCAUGACGAUCAAGCGCCUUAUCUCCUGGACUGAGGCGCUGUGACUGAGCUCCACUCCACAAAGCAUCAGUAGCCAUGACGAUCGAGCGUUGUUAUCUCCUAGACUGAGGCGUUGUGUGGACUUGUUCUUCUCUAUCGCUCCUGCCUUCAAGCGCACCAACCUGUUCUCCCAAGGACCUUUUUCUUCUUUCUUUCUUUUGUUCGUUCGUUCUUUCCUUCCUGUUGGAAGUGCACAGAUGUUUCAGCCGUCUGAUCAUUCAGCCGAUAGUGGUCGUGUGUGUGUGUUCGCUAAGCUUGAUUGCACAUGCCUGUCCCCCCCCCCCCUCCUCCUCCCACCAUCCUUCCCAAAUCCCCCCAGGCAUUGUUGACGAGCAUGUCAUCUGAGAAAGCACCAUAAGCAAAGAUGUCCUUUUGUUGUGAUACGUAUGUGUAUGUUGAAUAAAUUAAAAGUGUGCUGAU
Messenger RNA from Sardina pilchardus (European sardine), 4969 nucleotides. RefSeq names its product tetratricopeptide repeat protein 9A. The coding region runs from base 350 to 1060 and encodes 236 amino acids. Gene Ontology annotation, molecular function: protein binding. Lineage: Eukaryota; Metazoa; Chordata; Actinopteri; Clupeiformes; Clupeidae. The transcript is spliced from 3 exons. The record is from RefSeq and is a predicted model, not a curated record.